This is a messenger RNA of Plenodomus lingam JN3, 1638 nucleotides long. RefSeq lists its product as uncharacterized. Gene Ontology annotation, cellular component: endoplasmic reticulum membrane. Gene Ontology annotation, biological process: unsaturated fatty acid biosynthetic process. Gene Ontology annotation, molecular function: heme binding; stearoyl-CoA 9-desaturase activity; iron ion binding. NCBI's taxonomy places the organism in Eukaryota, Fungi, Ascomycota, Dothideomycetes, Pleosporales, Leptosphaeriaceae. The record is from RefSeq and is a predicted model, not a curated record.
AUGGUUGUGAGCUGGAAACUUCGAAUAUUCGAGAUUGAACGAAGGUACAGUUUAUACCCACUGUGUCAUGGCUACAGAGUUUGUGCCCGCUCUUUCGGCUACCACAUUCCUGUCUUUGGACAACGGGGAGUACGGGACCCGAGAAACCGAUUGAGAUACAUAUGCAUAGACAUGCAGUCCGUCUUGGCCUUGGAUGAAGAAUUUGAAGGCUGCGCUGAAUUGAAGAUUGGCCUUUCCUCGACAUCCGUUCUGCAACUCAGGAUGACAGCCACGGACCUGCCUCCGGAAGCUUCAUCUUCCCAGAGGGAAAAAACUCACAUCUCCCACCAACCCCUCGCAUGGAGAAACUGGCACAGAAAGAUCAAUUGGCUCAACACAAUCCUCGUUGUUCUAAUUCCCCUCUUUGGUCUCUACCUCGCUCGCACUACUCCUCUCACCCCUUCUACUCUUCUAUGGUCCAUCACAUACUACGCCAUGACCGCUUUUGGCAUAACAGGCGGGUACCAUAGACUUUGGAGCCACCGCUGUUACUCUGCCCGUCUGCCAUUACGCUUGUUCCUCGCAUUCACGGGCGCAGGCGCAAUUCAGGGCAGCAUACGAUGGUGGAGUGCAAACCACCGCGCCCACCAUCGCUGGACCGAUACAAUGAAAGAUCCGUAUUCCGUGAUGCGUGGUCUCCUCUUCUCACAUAUCGGAUGGAUGGUACUAAACAAUGAUCCAAAAGUCAAAGGACGCACUGAUGUGUCGGAUUUGGAUGGCGACCCUGUUGUUGUGUUCCAGCAUAAGCACUACGGCAAGUGUCUACUUUUUGCUGCCUGGAUCUUUCCCUGUCUCGUUGCGGGACUCGGCUGGGGUGAUUGGUGGGGAGGUCUUGUGUAUGCCGGAGUGCUCAGAGCCUGUUUGGUACAACAAGCAACGUUUUGUGUGAAUAGUCUUGCGCAUUGGAUUGGGGAGCAGCCGUUUGAUGAUCGGAGGUCGCCGCGAGAUCAUGUUUUGACAGCGCUGGUGACAAUGGGCGAGGGCUAUCAUAAUUUUCACCACGAGUUCCCCAGUGAUUAUCGCAACGCGAUCAUCUGGUACCAGUACGAUCCUACCAAAUGGCUCAUCUAUGCUAUGUCACGGCUUCCCUUCUUCCCAUUGAGCUACAACCUCAAGACCUUCCGCUCCAAUGAGAUUGAAAAAGGUCGUCUGCAGCAACAGCAGAAAGCGCUAGAUUGCAAACGGUCAAAGCUCGAUUGGGGAGUACCCAUCUCACAACUGCCGGUCUUGUCCUGGGAUGACUUCAAAGCACAGAGUUCCGCCCAUGGGGCAGCCCUCGUUGCCAUCGCGGGUGUGAUUCACGAUGUUUCGGGAUUUAUAGCAGAACACCCAGGCGGGCAGGCACUGAUUAGGAGCGCAAUUGGAAAGGAUGCGACGGCGCUGUUCAAUGGAGGUGUUUACAAUCAUACCAACUCUGCCCAUAAUCUGCUGUCGACGAUGAGAGUAGGAGUGUUGCGUGGUGGCCAAGAGGUGGAAAUUUGGAAGAUGGGUGCAACUGCAAAUGAGCAUUUGUUGAAGAGCGAGAAAAGCUUUGUUUUGCCCAUGGGUGAGCACGCUACUAGAGUUGCUCCGCCUGCUGUUGCUGCUACUGCUGCCUGA